Messenger RNA from Verticillium dahliae VdLs.17, 2014 nucleotides. RefSeq lists its product as uncharacterized. Lineage: Eukaryota; Fungi; Ascomycota; Sordariomycetes; Glomerellales; Plectosphaerellaceae. The transcript has 2 exons. The record is from RefSeq and is a predicted model, not a curated record. The coding region runs from base 519 to 1796 and encodes 425 amino acids.
ACUGCUUCACUGUUCCAUUCCUUCCUUUGCCUCCUUCCAUUGUGCCUUGUAUUCACUUCACACCUCGAAGUGCUGGUUUUCUUUGCAAAUCCACACCUUCAUACCAGGCUCGGGUCACUCCUUCUCCCAGCCUUUCUGAUUCUUUUCAUAUCGCCCACUCUGGAACAUUCGUCCUUCCAGUCUUUUUCCUCACAAGGCCUCAAGGUUCUUGCUACUGCCUGACCUCAUCGCAUACCAAAGCAAGCACCUCUGGAAGGUGUACUGUUCGCUGCCAGCUAGCCAGCCCAGCCCAGCCUCUACGUUCAAGAACAAUAGUCUUGUCUGUUGUUUCGAUUCCACACAGUCACCACGUUCCACGAGCCGGCUCAACUUAUAGGACGACACGUAUAUAACACACUGCACAUUCAGUCCUUCCUUCAACUCUGCUCCCCCGAGACACACAGCAGACAGACAGCAAAGCACACAACAUAAACACACCAAACAAGAAAGUGAAGAAACGCAAAACACACACGCACAUCAUGUAUACCCCCUCUCUAUACGCUGCCUUCUUGGCCGCUCUUACCUUCGACUCGGUCUCCGCCCACAUGGAGAUGUCUUGGCCUCCCCCGCUCCGGUCCAAGAAGAACCCCUUCGCCGGAAGCGACAUCGACUACAGCAUGACCACGCCUCUGAGCGCCUCGGGCAGCGACUAUCCUUGCAAGGGUACUCUGGGCCUCCUCGGCACUGCCGCCGCCGCUCCCGUGGCGAGCUGGCAGGCUGGUCAGACCUACAACUUGACCAUCGAGGGUGGUGCCAACCACAACGGCGGCAGCUGCCAGGCCUCCCUCUCCUUCGACGGCGGCAAGACGUUCAAGGUCGUCAAGAGCUAUGUCGGCGGCUGCCCUCCCGCCGGCACCUCAACUUACGACUUCACUCUGCCCGACGACACCCCGGCUGCCGAUGACGCGCUGUUCGCCUGGACCUGGUUCAACCAGGUUGGCAACCGCGAGAUGUACAUGAACUGUGCUGUCGUCUCCACGAAGGCUGGCGGUAGUGCUAAGCGCCAGGCCACCUCGUUCAACAGCCGCCCUGACAUCCUCGUCGCCAAUGUCGGAAACGGCUGCUCCACCACGGAAGGCUCUGACGUUGAGUUCCCGAACCCGGGCGCCAGCGUUGCCAAGGCCAACAGCAAGACUGCGCCGCCUGUGGGAAGCUGUGGUAGCGCUGCUGGCGGCGGCGGCGGCGAUACCGGCGCAUCUCCUGACCAGGGCAACGCCCCGAACCCUGGCGACGGUGCCCCUCCCGCGAGCUCUCCGUCCAAGACUGGCGCAAACCCUGUGCCUACGACCCCCGCCACCACACCCGAGCAGCCUGGAUCUGGCCCCGUCACCACUUCGACCACACUCCCUGGUGGCGUCUUCAUCCCUCAGCCCAGCCCCGAGGCACCAGAGGAGACCGUUGUCACCCCUCCCGCGGAGACUGGAAACGCUCCUCCUCCGGCAAAGCCUACCACCUUGGCAACUGUCACGACCACGGCCGGCACGGGUAGUGCUCCUAAGCCCACCUCGACCCCCGGAUCGGGUGCCGGCAACGGAACCAACGCUGGAGUUCAGAAGCCAGGCGCCGCUUGCGCCAACGAGGGACAGUGGAACUGUGUAGGAGGCAGCCAGUUCCAGCGAUGUGCUUCUGGCCUCUGGUCCGUCUUGAUGCAGAUGGCGCCUGGCACGUCCUGCGAGACGGGCAUCAGCGAAGCCCUCGUCAUGUUCAGGACCGGUAGCCGAGUCCGUCGCUUCGUCUCUCCCCGCUAUCUCGCUUAAGGCUUGACUUCCCUUUCUCGACAUACCUCUUCCACCGUAUACAGCCUUCCUCUACCGGUGACUUUGCAGGAACAGCAGCGAUUGGCGUACAUAUUGAUCAACCAUGACAAGGUCAGGCACCAGCACGUGGAUGGAGUUUUUGGGCGUUUGAUUUGCUACAUUUGCAUCAGUCUAGAGUAGUUGUGCCCUUGGCAAACCAAAUUGGGAUUAUCUUCCCG